GUUGGAGUUAGAUAGUAUACAGGAUACUAACGUUUCAGUCAGUGUCUAGUGCUAAUGGUUACGUUUAUGCGGAGGGCGUUCACUCGCUUGUGGUCAUUUAUAAGAUAUUUCUUUCCGAACGGUUUCUCCAGAACGAGGGGGGCUUUGGUCUGACGCACAGACUCUUGUUUUCAUCUGAAUGGUCUGGCUGUUCCCGUUUCCUUUGAUUGAUGAGUUGAAGGAGAGCGUUUUAUGUAGCCUACCUUUUUUCACCCCUUAUUCAUAUCUGAAAGCAAUUCAUGAGCCAACAGGAUUCGUAUUCUGUCCCCUUUCCCUUCUCACCGAGGAAAAACAGUCCCGACGUGCUGGAUGAAGUUUCUGAAGCGUGAAAUAAAAUUGCGUCACCAUUUUACCUGAUGCAGAGAAGUUCCUCCGGGCCUUUUUUUAAAGACAAGAUUAUUAUAAUUAUUAUUUCGUUUUUUGAUUCCAAUCCUCCCGAUUUGGUCAUUGUGUGCUCCUCCGUUAUUCGUUUCUAUUUUUGGAGAAGAGACUGACGGAUUUGCAUACGGACUUGGUGAAUCUGUGCGCGCGAGGCAAGCAUCACACACCUCUCUUCCAAGGAGCAAGCCCCAUCUGGGGAGCAUCUGUGGCUUGCGUCCUUCACUAAAUAAUUACGAUAAAUUCGCUCCGUAUGUUUUUGAGAGUGUCUGACAGACUCCUUUAGCGCGUGGCUUCAAAUUCGCGUGUUCACAUUUUCUAUAGGCUUGUUUUUGUCGAUCACCGGUCGAAGACGGGAGGUAGUCUAAACAUUUUUGGGCGAGGAGAAGAACGAAACCUUUCGACAAUUAUUUUCGUGUUUUUGGACUAUGUGACAUCAAACGUCACAGAUAUUGAAUGAUAAAAUAUGACCAAGUACGGAUAUCGGAAAUGUUGUCAGUUUGGAAAACCUUCUCUACAAGGAUUCACGCAGUCAAAUUCGAAAUCAUUUGACAACAACGGUGACAGGUUGUUAGUUGUUGAAUGGCCAUGAUAAAAUGACAACGCAAUGUUCUGUAUCUUCACCGAAAUGUGGUAUUUGGACUUGAUUGCGUAGUGUCGAAAUGUUUUUCUGACGGAUAAAGAAGAUACAUUUUAUAGACACAACUAUGGGGCUGUAGCUGCAGACCGAACAUAAUCGCUUGUUGUUCCGUCUGCGCUCGGUGCCCAACGGGAAACGGGGAACGGGCUCUGUGUUUCCUUUUCCCCCGGGUUGUUUCGGUUGAGACAUGGCAGCUAUUGCCAGCGGUUUGAUACGACAGAAGAGACAGGCACGGGAACAACAAGUCCACCGGCCGACGCCACACCGACGGAGGCGAAGCCCCAACAAGAAUAAAGGACUUUGUAACGGGAAUUUGGUCGACAUCUUCUCCAAAGUGAGAAUCUUCGGCUUGAAGAAGAGAAGGCUACGGAGACAAGAUCCACAGCUUAAGGGCAUAGUGACCAGGUUGUACUGCAGACAGGGAUACUACUUGCAGAUGAACCCAGAUGGAUGUCUGGACGGGACCAAAGAUGACGGCACUAACUCCUCCUUGUUCAACCUCAUCCCAGUGGGCCUUCGAGUGGUGGCCAUCCAGUCAGUCAAGAUGGGUCUGUACAUCGCCAUGAACGGGGAGGGACACCUCUACUCAUCAGAGCUGUUUACAGCAGAGUGUAAGUUUAAGGAGUCUGUGUUUGAGAACUACUAUGUGAUCUACUCGUCGAUGCUGUACAGACAGAAUGAGUCUGGGAGGGCCUGGUUCUUGGGCCUGAACAAGGAAGGACAGCCCAUGAAGGGCAACCGAGUGAAAAAGACCAAACCAGCCGCUCACUUCCUGCCCAAACCUAUAGAAGUUGCGAUGUACAAGGAGCCGUCGUUGCACGACGUCAGGGAGACAUUGCCUAAAGUUUCCGGAGUCCCGCCCAGCAAAAGCACAACCAGCGAACCAGUGGCCAUGAACGGGGGCAAACCAAUCAACAAACCCGACCCGAAGGAGACUGCAACAUAACCCUGCCCCCUCCUCUCCCCCCACACGACAGAGACUUGAGACUCUGCCCACUGCACUCAAACUCUCACCUUGAUUGGUCAAUUAUGGGCUAAGUCCCACCUCUUCUCUCUUUUCUCUCUCUUUCUCUUUUUGGCUGAUUCGGUGCAGUGGUGUUCGAGAUGAGGAAAUGGACCACUCCAUUUAGGGGAUGGGGGAGGGGAGGUGGAAGGGAGAAGAGGAGGGGAGAAGAAGGAGCAGGAAGGUGUUGACAAGGAGGAGGAGGAAGGGGAGGAGGAGGGGAAUUGGCUGAUUUUAUCAGCUAGAUAAACUACAAACUUGAACAGCGGAAUGCCCUACCUACGCGAUACGGAAUGCCUUUUUCAAAUCCUUACGAUUAUUUUUCUGUGACAAUCUGUGAGAAUGAUGACAAAGCGUUUUUUUCCCUCUUCCUUUUUGCCAGGUAGCCUUGCCUGCUGAUGGCUACCCAUAAGCCCCCUCUCUCACUCUGACGCACUAUAGCAAAAGAGUCCAUCCAUAUUGACCACAGUCUGUUUGUUCGUCUGUUUACCAAUUUGUUUGCUUGUUUAUAAUUCUAUACCCAAAAUGCACCAGCGACCGUCUGGAUAGAUUGUUGUAAUGACACAAAACAGAAUUGUCAUCUAUUUUUCAAAUGAUUGUCUCUCUCUCUCAUUAUUUCUUAGCUUCUCUCUCUCGCUUCCUCUUUCAUUCUUUCUUAGUUUCUUUCUCUCUCUGUCUCUCACACUCUCUCAUUCUUUCUUAGCUUCUCUCUAUCUCUACCUCCACAUCUCUAUUCUAUUUCUUACUAUCACUAUUUUCUCUGUGUGUUUGUAGGUUCAUUUAGGCAGUGAAGGACGCAGGAGGGCAAUACUUGUAUUUUGUAAGACAUGUAUAGAGGGAGAGGACUGGGGCUGGGGAUGAGAUGUUCAUGCGUUGGUAGUAUUGAGGAGGUAGCAGAUGCAAUGCAUGGUAGGUAGAGUGCAUGGUAGCAGAGUAACUAGCAUGUCCACAGAAGCUAUGGGUUUCUAUCCAGAGCCAUGGUCAAUUCAGGACAUGACCUGAAAUUCCAAUUCAAUAUUUGAAAAGUGCCAAAAGUUGCACAAGGGUGACCGACAUGUAGCAUUUUCACUGGCAACAUAUAGGUAACUGCCCAAAAUAAUGGAAACGCUUGAGUAAAUGAGGGAUGCUAAGUAUAUUGAAAGAAUGUGCUUCCAUACAGGUGUGGUUCCUGAGUUAAUUAAGCAAUUAACAUCCCAUCUUAAGGUAAUUUAUAAAAAUGCUGGGCAGGCCAUUAUUUUGGCUACCAUGGCUAUGCCCCCCUAGGAUGAUAAGGGUCCCCCAUCCACAGGGCACAAGUGGUAAAUGAACGUUUUGGUGAGCAUGAAGAUGGUGUAAACCCCAGGCAAUGGCCGCACAGUCACCAGAUCUCAACCCAACUGAACGCUUAUGGGAGAUUCUGGAGCGGUGCCUGAGACAGCGUUUUCCACCACCAUCAACAAAACGCAGGUUAGUGUUUUUUUGUCAUGAAUCUUGUUCUGGAGGCAGUUCUGCAGAGUGGUCACUAGCUAGCUGGCACAGGCACAAAUCAUACAAUCUGAUUUUAAACCUAACUUUAACCACACUGUUAACCCUAAUGCCUAACCCUCACCUUAAAUUAACACCAAAAAGCCCAUUUCACUUUGCAGCUGGCCUAUCUAAGGGGAAAUCGCUCAGUUCUGCCUCUAGGACAAGACUCGUGAGAAUAAACUUCAACCUGCCAAAAAAAACACCAAAUGAUGAAAUUUCUUGCAGAAGAAUAGUGUUGCAUCCCUCCAAUAGAGUUCCAGACACUUCUAGAAUCUCUGCCAAGGUGCAUUGAAGCUGUUCUGGCUCGUGGCACAACGCCCUAUUACGACACUAUGUUGGCGUUUCCUGUAUUUUGACAGCUCCCUGUACAUGCACACAUAGUGAAGUUGACAGAGUCAAAGAACGUACAAAAAUAUUGAAUGAACAGUAGAGUCACUACAGAGUCACUACAGGGAACAGUCCUAAACGGACCAGUAAAAUAAGUGAUGUUGGAGGUGUGGCUGUUAGCUGGCAUUGGUAAGAGGUACGCUGCCGCAGUCCUAUAUCCGUUGGCUUUCACACUGUGACUACAAACCUCCCAUCUUGGAGUUGUAGCUUUCUCAUUUAGAAGCCAUUGAUACUUUGACGUUACCCGUCGUUUGACUUUACCCAAACUCUUUUACGUGUCAUUCGUCUAAAUGAAAUAAGGGAAUGAUGUUGGUCUGUUACGUUUUUGUGCUGAAAUGUUUACUGUGAGGAUCAAGAUCUGUCACUUCCUGUAUAAGUAGCAGAGGUAGUUCGCUGAGCCUGUAACCGUGCCUGGGACCUGAAGGCUCACGUUAGCUCCAAGAGCUUAUAACAACAGUCAGCCACUGUAAAGCCUAUGAGCAAAACGGGCCAUGGAUGCCAAAUUUGCCCUGUGGCCCAGGCUGCUCAUGGGCCACCGUAAGCUUGCUAGCUGGGUGAGAUCAUAGAGAAACCACUCGAAAAGGUACGGUGUAUAAAAUAAAAAAAGAUUCCACUGGGCUGUUUGUGGGAAAGUGUUGAAGCAACAUUUGCUGUACUUCUUGUCCAGUGUUUUGUCUGUACCAAGCUGAACAAAAGCUGCUGUUCUUGGCAAAGAAAUGUAGACCUACAAUUUGAUGGUGUUGUGUCUUUGAGUUAAUGGUGUUUCUGUUCCUGUUGAAACCAGAGUCAUUUAAUAUGGAGAGUUGGGCCAACUGUAGAGCUGGGCACCACAUUGCUGCCUCUUGAGGAUUCAAUAUUGCCCAGUGACACGAACGUGGCUGCCAUCGAGCUCUGUGAUGUCAUAGUUCAGACUGCAUUGGCCAAACUCUCUCUAAGGUCUCUGAUUGAAUCCUGCCAUCGUUGAGCUCUAUGUGCUGCUGGAUUCUGAAUCUCUAACUGAUUACUUCAAGUGAGACUGGAUCCGUUUUUGUCAAAUUGAAUUGACUUUGACUGUGCAAAUGUACAAACCUCUCUCUCUUUCUCUCUCCCUUUCUUUCUUUCUCAACAUUCCAUCUCAUUCUUCCCCUUACCCCUGCCCACCCCUCUCUCUAUCUCUCCAUCUGUCUCUCUCUCUCUCUCCAGUCUAUACGUCUCUCACCUGUUGCAUGGUAAACAAGAAAGGCAGUGGAGAUAAGCAUGUAGUACUGUAGCCUAUGUGUAUCAAGUCAAAACAAAAAUAAGAAAAAAAGAGAUUGUGUCGGUAAAUGUACCGCUAACUUUACAUACAUAUAUAUGCAAAAGAGUUUGUCUGCACUGUACAGUUUGUGUCUCCAUUGUAUACACAGAUACAACAUAUUGAAUAAA
Messenger RNA from Oncorhynchus keta (chum salmon), 5357 nucleotides. RefSeq names its product fibroblast growth factor 14-like. Gene Ontology annotation, molecular function: growth factor activity; fibroblast growth factor receptor binding. Lineage: Eukaryota; Metazoa; Chordata; Actinopteri; Salmoniformes; Salmonidae. The transcript has 5 exons. Bases 1245 to 2003 code for a protein of 252 amino acids. The record is from RefSeq and is a predicted model, not a curated record. Gene Ontology annotation, cellular component: cytoplasm. Gene Ontology annotation, biological process: fibroblast growth factor receptor signaling pathway; cell differentiation; positive regulation of gene expression.